AUGAAGUUUCUAUACGUCAUUAAUAUACUAUUACGGUGCCUUGUCUCUGUUCAUUGCGUCAAUUUUCCGUGGGAGAGCGUACACUUGACAGACAAUGAGGUCCAAGGACAUCCCGAAAUUGCCUUUGGAAACCGGCCAACUCCUCUAAUGAUCUUCUCAAAUGGUACAAACACAACGACCUGCAAAACAUAUCCUGGGGAUAUCAACUGGCCAAGUCUCAGCAUAUGGAAUGAGUUCAACAAGACGCUCGGGGGAGCACUUAUCAAAUCAAUCUCCCCAGUCUCGGUGUGCUACCGUGGAGUGGAUUAUAACGCUGCAAAAUGCGCCUAUGUGAGGGAAAACUACGCAAAUUCUACCUUCGAGACGGACGACCCAGCUGCCCCAGUAGCUCCGUGGGUCGAAGGCAAUACGUGUCCACUCCCGCCAGCAUCUGGAAAUGCAUCCUACACCAAUUCGAGUUGCACUUCCGCUGGUUAUCCGGCUUACGUAGUCAAUGCUACAACUGUUAAACAUAUACAGCUAGCAGUCAACUUUGCCCGUAAUACCGAUAUUCGCUUGAUCAUCAAAAACACUGGGCAUGAUUUCCUGGGCAAGUCGGUUGGCGCUGGGUCCCUUAGCAUAUGGUCUCACAACCUCAAAGGCUUCAAGUAUCUUCCUUCUUUCAGCAUUGGCGACUACCAAGGAAGAGCUGCAAGGGUAGGAUCAGGUAUGCAGUCCUAUGAAAUCCAGAGAUCGCUUAUUGGACUUGAUGCCACCAUCGUGGUUCCUGGAGGAACCACUGUGGGGGCUAUUGGGGGCUUUUUCCAAGGAGGUGGACACUCAACACUUACUUCAUUGUAUGGCUUGGGUUCUGAUCAAGUGCUGGCAAUAAAUGUUGUAACCGCUGAUGGACGUUUUAUUACGGUUGAUCCUGAUAACAACGACGACCUCCUCUACGCAAUGCGUGGGGGCGGCCCAGGGACAUGGGGUGUUGUAACCUCUGUGAUCUACAAGGCGCACGAAUUAACUCCAAUCUCAACCUCGCCAAUUCGAUUCGCAGGCGCCGCACCCGGUAAAAAUAAUACAGCAUUUCCUCUAGAAGCUUUUUGGGCCGGUAUCCGGGCCUACUUCAAAUUUUCACCUCAAAUCUGUGAUAGGGGUGGUAUCGGAUACAACUUUAUCAAGCAUGAAGGUACCAACAACGACACCCUCACAUUUACCGCCGAUCUCAGAAUGCCAUUUAUGAGCGUUAAAGAGGUUAGAGCGUUCGCAGCACCCCUCAUCAAAGAACUCAACAAAGUUGGCCUAAAUAUCACGAAUCCAGUCCCCACGCAUGACACUGGAAUUGCCUUUACCCUGGGCUCCAUAGGUGACAAGGUUGGAAAUUCUCGGUUCGCCACUCGUCUCUUCCCUCGCAAAAACUUCGAGGACGAAGACAAGCUUGAUAGCACUACACGUGCCAUCCACUCGUUCGUAGACGGCGGUUACAAUUUCCACGGCAUCAACUAUUGCCCGACAGAGGAAGUCGCUGGAUACCCAGACAACGCCGUCAACCCAGCCUUCCGCAAGACUGCUAUGCAUGCUGAGGCCUUCGACACUUCGCCAGCUAUUGGUCCAGCCGCGGAACAAAUUGCCCGCUACCAGCGGUUCCGGAAAUACUUUCAAGGAUUUAUUGAUGUAAGUCCCGGCGCAGGAUGCUAUCUCAAUGAGGCGGACGUUGCGGAACCGAACUGGCAGCAGGCUUUCUAUGGAGAUAACUAUAAGCGCCUGUUACGCAUUAAGAAGGAUAGGGAUCCGUGGGGUUUGUUUUGGAUGCCUACUGGGGUUGGGAGUGAGGACUGGGAAGUGAAAGCCCCGGGGGGGCUGCCGACGCAGAAUGGAAGGCUGUGUAAGAUCUUCGGCUAA
Messenger RNA from Venustampulla echinocandica, 1884 nucleotides. RefSeq names its product FAD binding-containing protein. Gene Ontology annotation, molecular function: oxidoreductase activity; FAD binding. Bases 1 to 1884 code for a protein of 627 amino acids. NCBI's taxonomy places the organism in Eukaryota, Fungi, Ascomycota, Leotiomycetes, Helotiales, Pleuroascaceae. The record is from RefSeq and is a predicted model, not a curated record. The transcript is spliced from 3 exons.